UCCGACAAGGCAGACGCUUCACCGGAGGACAAUCCGAGCGCGGUUCCAUAGGAUCUUCCCGCAAGGCGAAAGCUGUCCGCUACUGAGGGGUGGAAUACCGUACCCUAAUAACCCGUUGCGACAUUUUGGGGUUUCGAUAAAUCUAGCCGAAAAUGUGCCACAAGUGAUAUUUUGAACCGUUCUGUGAGCAAAAUUAUCAACUUUUGAGCGAAAGUUUCCGCGGCGGAGUGUUAACGACUCGGCAGGAAGUGCAUCCGAUCAACACUAUUUGGAAGCAUUGUUGACGGAAGGGAAUAAUGAGGUGGCAUUCAUCGCGAAGAUAACGGAAACCGACUGCGAAGUUAUUGUGUGAAAAACGAAAGGCGACUGUAAUAAGUACCCGGCCGUCGUGGCCCAGCAGCAUAAAAGGUGAUAAAUCAUAAAUAAUUAAAGCAGAGCAACAAAGUGCAAAGUUGUACACAACAAUCCCAGACGGAAGGCAAGUGGCUUUGCCAAACAUGAGUGGAUGCAAAGUUGGCAAUGCAUAAAUACAGAAAGGUGAAAAAGUGUUGAAUUCAAAAUUAAAAAGUAGUGACACGCCUCUCGUACCGUUUGCGAGGAGUGAGAGUUACCUGCGUCAGUGUGUGAUUGUUUGUUUGGAUCUUGUUCGCAAACCCUCAGGGCUUUUAGAGUUAUUACGAGAGGGAAAGAAAUUUGAGACAAGCAGCCGGAUUAUCUCCGUGCAAGCAUUGGGGCCUUUUAUCCUGUUUGGAAUAAAGCGGAUACGUGAACACGAGUGGUUGGAUUCAAGUUGGCAUUCACAGUUUUAUUGAAGAAAAAACCUGACAAGUGACACAGGACAGAACACGGUCCAGUUGAAACUGAUUGCAAGAUGAAGCUGUUCAUUGUGUUGGUUGCCGUUUUGGCUCUGUAUCAACACGUGGAGGCCGCCAAAGAUGAAGCCACGAAAGCAAUAGAAACGGAAAGCGGUUCUAAGAAGGAAGAAACUAAGGAGAUCACAAAAGACACCAACAGCAAAGAUUCACGAGGCAAGCGCACGUUAAUACUGGGAGACCAUGGCCAUACUUAUUACCAAAGCCCGGUCCGAGCGGAUCGGCGCAUUUCGAAUGCGUUCCAAGAUUCCAGACCAUAUUACCACAUCAGCAACUAUGUUCACCAUAAUCAGCCGGCACUGAAUCCCUUGACUUCCCACCAAUAUCACGGUUUUGGCAAUGGCAUUGCCCAUUCCAUUGGUGGCCAUCAGCCGCGAGUUCAGCCAAUCUUUGUGGAAGCUCCUGAACCGAUUAUUGAAAUCAUAAUCAAGGAAAGCAACGAGACAACACCACAGGAUAGUAUUGGCUAUACUGCGCCAGCCAAAAAGAAGGAAGAAGUCAAAGUGUUUUACGUAAAAUACCACAAGGACGAGAAAAAUGGAAUUGUGCUGGAUACUCCAGUUCCUGCACUGAAGCCAUUGCCUGACGAGAGCGAGGAAGAAGUAGAUCAUUCGCAGCCAAUUAUAGUGACACCAUCCCCACCACUGAAGACGACCACUCUCAGAGCCGUUAUUAACCCAGAUUCCGAGUCCUACCACAGUAACAGCGGAAUUCGCAUUUCUUUUGGCGUCGAGGAUAAGCAUCAAGUCGGUCAUCAAGUGUCCGAAUCGGAAAGCGAGAGCGUAGCACAACCUGUGGUAGCUCUCCCUGCUGGACCACAACUACCCGUGCCUCAAGCAUUGACACAGCCUCAGCCGCAGCAUAAUCUACCUCAUCAACAUCAGCACCAACACCAGAAUCAGCCUCAGCAAUAUCAUCAUUCCAGUCAAGUCAGAGCUGACCAAUUUCUUCAGCAACACCAACAAUUUGUGCAGCAGCGAUCUGCUCCAACUUCAGCUCCAUAUGUCCAUCAGCCUCAGCCUCAUCAUCACCAUCAACAAUCGUCUCCGCAACAAAACUUUGUGCAAAACUUCGGACCCUCCACAGUGUCACCUCAGCAUCGACCACAGCGACAAUUCCCGAAUCAGCCAUUCCAACACCACUCUUCAAGCUUCCAACACUUUGAUCAAGGACGCACAUUCGGUCAAUCCCAACAACAGUACCGUAAUCCGGAACCACAGCCCAUUCGACCACAGACACAUUAUACCGCUCCUUCAGCCCAAUCGCAUUUUUCUGCACCUCAACCUCAACAACAGCAACAACAAUUCUUCCAUCAGCCAUCACAGCACCACCAGGUUCAUAAGGAUUUCCAACAACAGAACCAACCGAAACCAAUUCCAAUUCCCCUACAUAACAUCCACAACCAACCUCCACUGAGACAACAAUACACCCAAGCACCUCAGACAAACCACUUUAAUCAACCUUUCAACAACUUCUUCAAGCACCAACAACCCCAGCAGCUUCCAAAAUCAGUGGCGCCAAGUUUCCCUCCUUCUUCUCCACAUCCCGCUUUCCACCAUCAACAACCGCAGCAACACCAACAACCGCAACAACAGCAGCAGCAGCCACAGCCACAACAACACAGUUCUAGAUUCCCAGAGGGUCAUCGUCCUCAGGCAAACCGCAAUAAUUUCGCCGAUUACUCACACUCGUUCCAAGGAGGACUUGUACAGCAAGCCGCUCCGAAUCUCGGAACAACGCGUACUCCUGAACACCAACCAAACAUUGUCGAUCAUAAAGACAACUUGAAAGCAGUGCUUCCACUUGGGGGUGAACUGGUACAGAGUGUUUCCAAAUACGAAACCCACAUCACCGAACACGUCAAGACGAACAAUCAGAAACAAAAUUAUGUAAACGCUCCGAGUACACAUUUCACCCAAGGAGGAUCCUAUCGGAUUCUCCCAUCUCAAGAAGUGAUUAGCCAUUCGAUUGCGCCGCAGGUUGAAAACAGCACGCCCAAAAACUAUGUUCAACACUCCACGACAGCCCCGUCUGUAGCUCAGCAGUACGCUAAAAGCAAUGGUCCAGCUCCCCAGAUUAUCCCCAACUCUGAACCAUUAAGCUUCGGUGGUCAUCAAGAUUUCAAUCAAGUGUCCCAAUAUAUAAAUGUAUCCCCAAGGUCUAAUUUCCAACAGCAGCCCCUCCAUCAACAACAUAACGAGCUGCAGCAGCUCCAGCAAUUCCAGCAACUUCAACAUCAGAACCUACAGCAUCAGCAGAAUCAACUGCAACAGUUGCACCAACAACAUCAGCAGCAACAGUCAGCAUUCCUAUUCGGAGGUCCUACGCUAUCAACCCCAACCGCAUACUCUCCAACUUUCCCAACAUCCCCAAAGCCCCCACAGCAAGAAGUUAAGAAUCAGGCCUACUCCGAUGCACGAUCAGCUUCGGUACAGUCAACAACCGCUCGCACAACAACCAAGGCUCCCGAAACCACAAUUUCCCCGGAGAAAAGACAAAAAGCUAUUCUCGAUUUGCCCGACGAAGUUCCGGACGAUAUCCGGCAGCAUCUGCUUUCCUCUGGAAUCCUUGACAAUGCAGACAUCAGCGUUCUGGACUAUGACAAGCUCGGGGAGACUGCCCUCGAGAACCUCCCACCAGAGCAUUUGGCUAACUUCUUCAACUCGGGAGGUGCCGCUCAACUUGCUGGCUCCAACAAUGUUGUUUCGGUAGUGAAACCAUCGGGGGAAAAGGUAUCGGAGAAGUUCAUAACCAAAAACUAUGACGUCAAAGAUAAGCGCGUGAAGCACAUCCCCGAUGAACAGUUUGAGUCGUCAGAGGAGGAGGAAACGACACCGGAAACAAUGCCAGAGAAACAAAACGUUGACCUAAAGGUGGUGCGGUUCGAUUCCACCAGCCAGAAGCAUGUAACCGAUCAGUACAUCAAAAACGAUUCAACCAUUCUGCCGUCCGUGACCGUUGCCGACGAAAACGAACAGUCCGAUCAGAUUUACAACCGGUAUUUGCCCCUGAAAAUCAACGGCGCUCAGUUUCCCAUUCCAGAUGUGGCGGAACUCCGUGGUCGGAGGAUUUCGAGCGUAGUCGUACUCGCCCCCGUUGAUAGUAUGAACCCCAACAACAGUUUUGUGAUUAAUGCCGAAGCAGAAGCUUUGUCCGAGGAAUCGGAACAGUCUCGGUACGAGCGAGAUGUACUGCUGGAUUCGCAGAAAGUGAAGUUUAUCGCUGGGGAUGCACUCAAGCAACUGAUCAAGAAGCCUUCGACGGAGAAUUUCAGACGGUGGCUUGAGAAGGAAGGAAAAACGGACGUGGAUCUCCAGAGCGUUGUCUUACUAGUUACGAGAAACGAAAAUGACGAACAGGAGAUCUUCAUGUACGACAUCACGUCGAAGGGUGUGAUGCAUCUGAAUGGUGAACUGUCGCUUGCGUUCGUCAAGGUUGCCGAGGAGAACGCCAAAACGCAGAACCUGGACGAUGUGCCAAUCGUGGACAGCGGAAUCGUGGAACAAAUGAAGACCGCUGGCAGUAACAGCUUCCGGGAUGCAGCCGCAGCCAGUGGCAGAGACGAAACCGAUGACUACAGUGGCCAGGAUGAGUCAUCGUUCGAGAAUGAAGACGAACAGGCUGAGGCAUCGGAAAACGUGGAAACAAUUGUGGAACCCGAUCGGAAGCCCAUCUACGUGUAUCCAGUGAAUAGCAAGUAUAGAAAAGUGCAGGCAGCAUCCGGCAACUGAAGUGGCAACUAACGUUAGGUCUAUUUGUGUCGUUUUUAAAUGAUGUGUGUGUAUGAAUGCGAAUGAGUUAUGAAAUGAGAGAGGCCUUGGAGUGAUUGAAACAAGUCUUAUAAAUAGUUCAAAUUUUAUACGAAGAACUGAGUAAAACUGAGUCGGAUAUUUCCAUGGAUGCGAGGGACGGAAUGAUUGAGCCUUGAUAAUAGUACUAACACAACGAUUUCGACGAAAGAACGCAAAAAAAUCGCACAGCGAUUUUUUUUCUAAAAUUUAACAUGACAGGAUAGUUUUCAUUAAAAAUACUAGUAACUAAGCCAUCAAGUACCGAUAAUAAUCCUGUAAAUAUUGCUAACUUAUCGUUUUUUUUUCAAGGACACAUUGAAUCGUGCAAUUACGCUAGAAAAGGUUGUUGAUGACAUAAUGAAUUUAGCCACGUAGUUUUUAAAAGUUCGUUCUCACUUUGUCCGAAAGGAAACGAGAUUCUCAAAUUUAACUUCAGAAUAAAUUAAUCACAACGGGAAAACAACAUGAAAAAUUAACUCAGUGAAAUAGAUUUUAUUUGCUAAUCCUAGAAAUCAUUCAGCCACUAAAUAACAAAGCCAAUUUGUUGUAUACAUUCAAUGAAACAAUGCUACCAACACAUCCGUUGCAUAGGUAUAUCCGCCCAUGGAAAAUGCUUUAUUUUCAACAUCUGCUGUAAUUUAUUUCCAUUUUCUGUAAUCUUCCGCAAAUGAAGCUACGCAAAAGUUUUAGACCGCAUUAAGUAGACUAAAUUUACUGUGUUAAAUUAAUUAUGUAUCGCCUACCGGUUUUUCUGUUUUA
Messenger RNA from Toxorhynchites rutilus septentrionalis, 5422 nucleotides. RefSeq lists its product as uncharacterized. The coding region runs from base 872 to 4603 and encodes 1243 amino acids. Lineage: Eukaryota; Metazoa; Arthropoda; Insecta; Diptera; Culicidae. The record is from RefSeq and is a predicted model, not a curated record. The transcript is spliced from 4 exons.